AUGGAUCCACGACCGGCCUUCGAUUUCGAUCUGAACGAGCUGCCGCCUCCGGACGAUGGCUUCACCUUCACGGUCGAUGCCCAGACGGCCCGUGAACCCUCGCCGUCGCCUCUGGACGACGGCGUCACGGAGGAUGCCUUGAUGGCGCGUGAACCCUCACCGCCGCCUCGGGGCGACGCCUCAGUGGCGCGUGAACCCUCGCCGCCGCCUCGGGGCGACGCCUCAGUGGCAAGUGAACCCUCGCUGCCGCCUCGGGGUGACGCCUCAGCGGCGCGUGAACCCUCGCCGUCUCCUCCGCCGCAAGACGACGGCAUGGGUGAUGAUGCCACGCCGGAGAUGUUAGACCUGGACUGCUCGGUUUCUCUCGUGUGCGAUGACGACGAUGAGGAGGAGGAGGAGGGUGAGAUCGGAUCGGAGCCGCCGUCGCCCUGUGAGUCCGACGCCGCGCGCUCGGCCUCGCCAACACGCUCGCCCUCGCCGGCGAAGAUGGAGAGAAGCUGCUCUCCCUCUUAUCCUGCCGAGGUGUCCGUCGCUGGACCCACCGCGCAGGCGUGCAGUCAGGCCGGCGUCGACAGGCCGACGGCGCGCCUAUCGUCUUGCGUCGUCGUGAAUGGCGCGGCCCCGUUCUCUCCGAGCGUGGAAACGAACCCGCCGCCUCCGACUCUUCCGCCGCCGUCGCCGUCAGGGUCAUCGCCAUCGCGCGCUCACGCCAAGGCGACAAGCGACACGUCGUCGUCAGACCUGUCACGGCGCCUGAAGCGGCCAUUCGUGCGCCGUGACGUAGCUACCUCCAACCACCCCGGCAACUACGACGUGGCCUCGCACGGAGAGAGGCGGCCCACUCCGCCCGGUUACCCGCUCCGCCGCGACGAGGGGGGCCGGAGAAGCUAUGGGCCAGCAAUGCGUGAUCGGCAAGCGCCUCGAAGGUAUGAGCCGUACAAUGAUCAUGAUCAGAAGGCAGUGCGCCAUCAGCAGGCGCCUCGAAGGUACGAGCCGUACAACGAUCAUGAUCAGCAGGCAAUGCGCCAUCAGCAAGCGCCUCGAAGAUACGAGCCGUACAAUGAUCACGAUCAGAAGGCAAUGCGCGAUCAGCAGGCGCCUCGAAGGUUCAAACCGUUCAAUGAGCAUGAUCAGGGGCGACGGGGAUACCAUGGCGACGAAAGGCAGCAGGAUUAUCGAGCUCAACGUGGCUACGGCGCGCCAAAUUUUCCGACGCAACAGGGUAAUUCUUAUCCUUUAAAGCAGUUCGCCGGGCCACGCCGCAGGGAGGAUGGCUCUUACGGCGGCCGGCGUGUCCCGGCGGAAGAAGCUCAGAACGGCGGGUAUCGUCGGGAGCGUAUUCCGGCGGAAGAAGUUCAGAACGGCGGGUAUCGUCAGUACACGGAGCCGCCUCGUGUACACUUUCGUCCUCCUGCAGCACAGCCUUACUAUCAGCAGAGGGAGCCGCCUCGGGCGCAGUUUCCUUCUCCUGCGGCCGUCAAGGAUGCACUUGCUCGACGCCCGGAAGUCGACCGGGGAUUUGGACCUGUGCAGAAGAAGCAGAAGAGGGACGAUUCGCCCCAAGACGACUGCCUGCCUCUGAAGAAGCAGUGGACCAAGAAGCACCAAGCCCUGGACAUGGACUCGACGCUGAAGAACUGGAUCCCAAGGGCCCGGCGAACCCGGGAAAACUGGUGCGAGUACCACCACAGCGGCAACCACGGCGCAGCCCAGUGCCGUCGACUGAAGCAGCUGAAGCAAAUCAUCCAGAGGGAGCUGGCGGAUGCGAGCAAGGAAGACGACCCACCCAAGGGGCUGCUCCAGGAGGUUAUACAGAUUGAGGGGGAGCCAUUCAAGGCGAUCGCCGACGGCUCCAAUUCCGACUCCAGGUAG
Molecule: messenger RNA, 1872 nt
Organism: Aegilops tauschii subsp. strangulata
Lineage: Eukaryota; Viridiplantae; Streptophyta; Magnoliopsida; Poales; Poaceae
Source: RefSeq, a predicted model, not a curated record